This is a messenger RNA of Melospiza georgiana, 1964 nucleotides long. Its product is annotated as cytochrome P450 7B1. The record is from RefSeq and is a predicted model, not a curated record. Gene Ontology annotation, molecular function: oxidoreductase activity, acting on paired donors, with incorporation or reduction of molecular oxygen; steroid hydroxylase activity; heme binding. Lineage: Eukaryota; Metazoa; Chordata; Aves; Passeriformes; Passerellidae. The coding region runs from base 257 to 1507 and encodes 416 amino acids. The transcript has 6 exons. Gene Ontology annotation, biological process: bile acid biosynthetic process; cholesterol homeostasis.
GCUGCCGCUCGGCACCUACGGCGGGGCGGCCGCCGCCGCCGCCCUGCUGCUCUGGGCCGUGUGCGUGCUCUGCAGGAGGAGAAGAAAGACUGGAGAGCCCCCACUAAUAAAUGGCUGGAUUCCUUACCUUGGGAAAGCUCUGAUAUUUAGAAAAGAUGCUUACAAAUUCUUACUGGAUCAGCAAAAGAAAUUUGGAGAUAUUUUCACUGUACAUAUUGCUGGUGAGAAAUAUUUUAGUAGAUAUAUUACCUUUAUCAUGGACCCAUUUCAAUAUGUCUAUGUCAUCCGAAAUAGCAAGCAACUUGAAUUUCAUGAAUUUGCAAAUAAAAUGGCAUCCAAAACUUUUGACUACCCAGCCUUGUCAAAAGGAAAAUUCCCUGAACUCAAGGAAAACCUGCACAGAAUCUACCAGUAUCUACAAGGCAAGCCUUUGGAUAUCAUUUCUGACCACAUGAUGAAAAAUCUCCAGGAUAUAUUUGAAUGGAAAUGCUCACAAGCAACAGAUUGGGAAACAGAAAAAAUGUACAAAUUCUGCUGCUCUGUAAUGUUUGAAGCCAGUUUUGUAACACUAUAUGGAAGAGUUCCUGCUGCAGAUGGCCACAAAGUUAUUAGUGAAAUCAGAGACAAAUUUAUCAAGUUUGAUGCCAGCUUUCCCUAUUUAGCUGCAAACAUACCAAUUGAGUUGCUAGGAGCUACCAAGAAGGUUCGGAAGGAGCUUAUACAUCAUUUUUUACUUCAGAACAUGACAAAAUGGCUGGGAGGGUCAAAAGUGGUCCAAGCCAGACAAGAUAUAUUUGAGAAAUAUGAGCUGCUUGGAGAUUAUGACAAAGCAGCACAUCAUUUUGCCUUCCUGUGGGCCUCUGUGGGAAACACGAUUCCAGCUACAUUCUGGGCCAUGUAUUAUCUUCUGCGGCACCCAGAAGCUCUUGCAGCGGUGCGUGACGAGAUUGACCAUUUGCUGCAGUCAACAGGUCAAGAGAGAGGGCCCACAUAUAACAUCCACCUCACCAGAGAACAAUUGGACAACCUGGUCUACCUAGAGAGUGCCUUAAACGAGAGUUUAAGAAUGUGCUCGUCCUCUAUGAACAUCCGCAUCAGCCAAGAGGAUUUUGUUCUCAAGCUUGAAGGGAAUCAAGAAGUCGUUUUGAGGAAAGGAGACUGGAUAGCCCUUUACCCGCAGAUUUUGCACAUGGACCCUGAGGUCUAUGAAGAUCCUAAGGAGUAUAAGUUCGAUCGAUACAUAGAGAAUGGCAAGAAGAAAACCACAUUCUACAAGGCAGGAAGAAAACUGAAGUAUUUCCUAAUGCCCUUUGGCUCUGGGAUCAGCAUGUGUCCAGGGAGGUUCCUCGCGAUGAAUGAGAUGAAGAUGUUUCUUUUCAUACUAUUGUCUCAUUUUGAUGUAGAACUAGCAGAAAACAAAGCUGUCAGACUUGAUAACAGUCGCAUGGGCCUUGGUAUCCUCCUGCCAGACGUUGAUAUUGCCUUUCGUUACAAACUAAGGUCCUAAAGAAAUUGAGCAGCUGCCUAUAUGCCUUCCACUAAUCUCCAUGUUUGCUCUGUUUCAUCACUCAGCUUUAUAUUUUUGGACACGUUUGCUUUUCCCUCUUUGCUUUUACCUCCUUCCUCUUUGUUUCUAAGGAGAAAAGCUGUUGGGCUGGAGGUAAAGACCAGAUGCAGGGACGUGCAGCCUCAAUUUGUCCUGCUUGAGUUGUGAGAAGUGAGAUGAUGUGACCAGAGUCUGGCCAAGUAAAGAGCCCAGCAUCGCUACAAGGUGCAUCCCCAUACUCUUGGUUGUGAGAUGAGCAGGAUUUACAGGGAGCAUGAAUCCAGGCCACUUACAUGAAUAUCAGCAUCUGCUCAUAGAAGCAUAACAACAAGAAAGGGGGAGCUUCUUGUGAUUAUUAUCCUAACUUUAUAGUUACUUUAUUUCUUUCAUGGCCUUGAGCCCUUUAUUUGGGAGAUGU